Messenger RNA from Spinacia oleracea (spinach), 3483 nucleotides. RefSeq names its product N-terminal acetyltransferase A complex auxiliary subunit NAA15. The record is from RefSeq and is a predicted model, not a curated record. Bases 256 to 2943 code for a protein of 895 amino acids. Gene Ontology annotation, cellular component: cytoplasm. The transcript is spliced from 26 exons. Gene Ontology annotation, biological process: N-terminal peptidyl-methionine acetylation. Lineage: Eukaryota; Viridiplantae; Streptophyta; Magnoliopsida; Caryophyllales; Amaranthaceae. Gene Ontology annotation, molecular function: protein binding.
UUUGGCUGUCCCCUACUUGUCUCUCCUCUCAUAGUACCCUUCCUCCCCCUUCACUCUCCUCUUCCCUCCUUAUUCUCACCUUCAGUAGGGUUGCAGCAGAUAAACGCCACCUCUCUCUCUCUCUCUCUCUUUCUCUCUCCUCCGCAGCCAUUGAAACUCCUCGAAACUCCACCAAUCUCUGCCGCCGCCGCCGCCAUUAAAACUCAUUCAGCUUCCCCUUCUCCUGCUCCUUCACCUCCGACAUCUCAGCCGACAAUGGGCGCCUCGCUUCCUCCCAAGGAAGCCAAUCUCUUUAAGCUCAUCGUUAAAUCCUAUGAAACAAAGCAAUACAAGAAGGGAUUGAAGGCAGCAGAUGCCAUUCUGAAAAAAUUUCCAGAACAUGGAGAGACCCUGUCCAUGAAAGGGUUAACUUUGAAUUGCAUGGACCGUAAACCAGAAGCUUAUGAACUUGUUAGGCUUGGAUUAAAGAAUGAUCUCAAAAGUCAUGUUUGUUGGCAUGUAUACGGCCUCCUAUACCGCUCAGACAGGGAAUACAGGGAGGCUAUUAAAUGUUACAGAAACGCCCUGAGGAUUGAUCCCGAUAACAUUGAAAUUUUGCGGGAUUUAUCUCUCUUGCAGGCUCAAAUGCGUGACUUGGCUGGUUUUGUGGAAACAAGGCAGCGGCUUUUGAGCUUGAAACCCAAUCAUCGCAUGAAUUGGAUCGGUUUUGCAGUUUCGCACCACCUCAACUUAAAUGCAUCAAAAGCAAUUGAUAUUCUCGAGGCUUAUGAAGGAACGCUGGAGGAUGAUUAUCCACCAGAUAAUGAGCGAGGUGAACACAGCGAAAUGCUGCUGUAUAAGGUGUCUCUAUUGGAGGACUGUGGAUCCUUGGAGAGAGCACAUGAGGAACUACAGCGGAAGGAAAUCAAAAUCGUUGAUAGAUUAUCUUACAAAGAGCAGGAGGUUUCCCUUCUGGUGAAACUUAAUCGUUUGGAAGAAGCUGCAAAACUAUACAGGAUGCUGCUUUCAAUGAAUCCUGACAAUUAUAAAUACUAUGAAGGUUUGCAAAAAUGUCUUGGACUGUAUUCAGAAAAAGGACAGUAUUCUGUUAACGAGAUAGAGCAACUUGAUGCGUUAUAUAAAUCACUGCAGCAAGAAUAUAAAUGGUCAUCUGCAGCUAAGCGAAUUCCACUUGAUUUUCUCCAAGGGGAGAAAUUUCGAGAAGCUGCAGACAAUUAUAUCCGGCCGCUGUUAACCAAGGGGGUUCCUUCUUUGUUUUCAGAUCUGUCUCCACUGUACGAUCAACCUGGAAAGGCAGACAUUCUUGAAAAGUUGAUAUUAGAUUUGGAGGAUUCGAUCAGCAAAACUGGAGGCUAUCCUGGGAAAACUGAAAAAGAGCCUCCUUGUACCUUUAUGUGGACUCUGUUCUUGGUGGCGCAGCAUUAUGAUAGACGUAGUCAAUUCAGCACCGCUCUUGAAAAAAUCGAUGAAGCUAUAAAUCACACUCCUACAGUGAUUGACCUGUACUCUGCCAAGAGCCGAAUAUUGAAGCAUGCUGGUGACUUGAAGGCUGCUGCUGCUUUGGCAGAUGAAGCCCGAUGCAUGGAUCUUGCUGAUCGCUACAUAAAUAGUGAAUGUGUCAAGCGUAUGUUGCAAGCUGAUCAGGUCACUUUAGCUGAGAAAACAGCUGUCUUGUUUACAAAAGAUGGUGAUCAGCACAAUAAUCUGUAUGACAUGCAGUGCAUGUGGUAUGAGCUUGCAUCUGGCGAGAGCUACUUCAGACAAGGUGAUCUUGGACGUUCAUUAAAGAAAUUUUUAGCCGUCGAGAAGCAUUAUGCUGAUAUAACAGAGGAUCAAUUUGAUUUCCACUCAUAUUGUCUAAGAAAAAUGACUUUGAGAACGUAUGUGGAAAUGCUGAAGUUCCAGGACCGUUUGCAUUCACAAUCAUAUUUUCAAAAAGCUGCAGCUGGGGCAAUCAGAUGCUACAUUAAGUUGUUUGAUGCCCCUUCCAAGUCUGCAACUGAAGAAGAUGAGGAAAUGUCCAAGUUGCUUCCUUCUCAGAAAAAGAAAUUGAGGCAAAAGCAGAGGAAGGCAGAAGCCCGAGCUAAGAAAGAGGCAGAAAGUAAGAGCGAGGAAACAACCACAAGCAAUGUCUCAAAAUCUGGUAAAAAACAAGUCAAAGCAGUGGAUCCCGAUCCAAAUGGAGAGAAACUGUUGCAGGUUGAGGACCCAAUGAUGGAAGCUACAAAGUAUCUGAAGCUGUUGCAGAAAAAUUCAGCAGAUACUUUGGAAACACACUUGCUGUCAUUUGAAGUAAAUAUGAGAAAGCCGAAGAUUUUACUUGCUUUUCAGGCUGUGAAGAAUUUAUUGAGGUUGGACGCAGAAAACCCAGAUUCACAUCGCUGUUUGAUAAGAUUUUUCAGCAAGGUGAGCUCUAUGCCUGCUCCUGUCUCUGAUGCUGAGCGACUUGUCUGUAACGUGUUGGAAGCAGAGCGUCCAUCUAUAAGUCAAGUGCAUGAAAAAUCUCUGAUGGAUGCAAACAUGUCGUUCUUGAAGAAGCAUGAAGCUUCCUUGAUGCACAGAACAGCAGUCGCAGAAAUGCUUCAUCUUUUGGAACCAAAUAAGAAGUCUGAGGCUGUUAAGUUGAUUGAAGAAUCAUCAAACGACAUGAUUUCGACAAAUGGAGCUCUUGGCCGUAUCGGGCAGUGGAAGCUUAAAGACUGUAUUGCAGUUCACAAACUCUUGGAAAAUGUUUUGCAUGAUAAUGAUGCAGCAUCAAGAUGGAAGACCCGAUGUGCCGAAUAUUUUCCUCAUUCUGUGUAUUUAGAAGGCAGCCAAAGCUCUGCUGUCUCGAAUGCCUAUCUUAACACCUCUUGCGAAAAUUCUGAAAACGGGUCCGCAAAUCACACUGGCUCCGUUUCAAUAAAUGGGAAUUUGGAAACAUUCAAGGACUUGAAGAUUUAAACGUGCCUGAUAACAUCCGUCCGUAGACUGAUCUACAAGAGUAUAUGACAUGCCCGUUUAAACAUGAACUCGGGAAAUUAGGGUUGUGUUUCCCGGAUGAUAUGCAUGUCAUACUCGAGUUAUUCAACCUUCAGAAGAAGGCCCGGGUUCUUUUGUGCAAGUUUAGCACCACACGAUAUCUAUAUAUGCCUUGCAAAAUGUGUAUAAUUAGGGUCCUUUAUUUAUAACUAGGAUAUUUUUUUGAUUUUUUGCCCUCUGAAAUGUGAUUUCAGUGAGAUAGAUCCUUGCUUUUUAGCUUAUAUGAUGAUGAUUGCAUAAUACUCCACAUUUGGAGUUUUGAUUAAGGAACUCGGGAAGGGUUACGAAAGUUUUUGAAUUACAGGCUUCUCUUUUGUGAUCAUCGAAGUAUGGACGGAGGCGAUCUGCUCGAAAAAUUGUUGUAUGGCUUUUCAGAUAUUUUUCUAAAUUAUUGUAUUGUAUAAACGCCCUUCCAUGUGAAAAUUUUGGUUAAUUCUAUAAUUUAAGUAGAAUUCUUAUUUA